ACAUUACUAAUGACUUCCUUUUAGAUUGACGGCUUAUAUAAGCUCUAAACAUUGUUCACCUGGCAUUGUAACAUACGACUGAUUGCACUGGACACUGAUUUGUCCAACAUUUAGUGGUUGAAUUGAAAGUUACUUAGGCCUACCAGUAAGACAGGCUCUUUACCAAAAGUAGCCUUUUCGCAGUAAUUCUACCAAGGAAGUGAAAAAGAAAAUAUGAAAACCCGAAAAGGUAACUACCUAACCGCAAAAACAUUAAAACGUUUCGGUUCAUUUGCGAUUUCUAAAGGUGAUGCCACAGUCGCGAUGAAAAUGGAGGACUAUUUCAGCAGAAUGCAGAUCAGUUCUGACUGUGUUUCGUCAAAUGUUAGUGAUGUCUUUUCUCAGGACGGAGACGGCGAUACGUAUCUGCACCUUGCUGUGAUACAAGGGGACGAAAGACUGUGCUACUAUUUCAUUGCCACAGCUUCGUGUGUGGACCUGUUGAAUCUACAGAACCACCAGUUCCAGACGCCGCUCCACUUGGCGGUUGCGACAAGACAACUGGAAGUAGUCAGACGUCUGCUCGAGGCAGGCGCUUCCCGCGAUUGCAGAGACUCGCUGGGCAACACGCCCCUGCACGUGGCAUGCAGAGAAGGCCACGCCGACGUUGUCGCCAGCCUCCUGAGUGACGGCAACAACGGCAAGGGUGUAGCACAUUCCAAGGAUGUAGCGUUAAAGAACUACGACGGCCACACGUGUCUGCAUAUGGCAGCCAUGACAACAAACUUUACAAAUCUGGAUUUACUUCUUGAAAAAGGUGCCGACAUUAACGCAGGGGACAUGAAAAGUGGUAGAACUAUUUUGCAUUACGCGGCAGAACUGGGAAGCGUCACGUUGACGAAUUACCUCAUGCAGCAGAAAAACUUGGACAUAAACAGGGUUACGUAUGGCGGGAAAACGGCGCUAUCUCUGGCGGCUGGGAGAGGUUUUCAUGGGAUUGUGACAGUUCUUCUUUCCCAUGGAGCAGACCCUUCGCAGCUGUAUGUUCAAGAUUCAGAAUCUGACGAAAGUGACAUGGAAAUGUAAUUCUGUCAGUACUUGGAAACAUUUACUUUUGCUUUACAUGUAACUUAUACGUGUUUGUAAUUUAUGAAACUGUAUGAUAAUGGUUGUGUUUUGUUGCCCUUGGGAGUACCGUACUGAAUAUUCACAAUCGGAACAAUUGAUCAUAGUGUACCUAAUUUAUAAUAAUAUAUGCUAAUUUAUACCACUAUAUUGUGGUUAUCUGAUAGGGUCUUUUUUGUGAAGUGUUUUGUGAUUUUUGGAGUGUGUGGGUUGUGAUGAUUGUGAUGGAUUCUCUAGAAAGUGGCAUUAUGAUAUGAUAAUUUACACGUAUACUACUAUAAUGUGGUUGUUGUCGGAAUCGAUUUUGUAAUGAUGGCAUAGUUUGUUAUAAAGUACUGUUCACUUUUGUCUUGUAUAAAGAAGAUAAUUUACAUACGAUAUUAUUUGUAGUUUAGAUUUGUACUAUAUACUGUAAUUACAAGCAGUAAGAGACUGAAUGCCACAACAUUAUAUUGUUAACAACAUAUACCUCAGAUAUACGGCACUACUAUUUUUGUAUCAUGUAUUUAAUAUAAAGUUAUAUUUUAAAACUGAG
Molecule: messenger RNA, 1639 nt
Organism: Gigantopelta aegis
Lineage: Eukaryota; Metazoa; Mollusca; Gastropoda; Neomphalida; Peltospiridae
Product: NF-kappa-B inhibitor epsilon-like
Exons: 1
Coding region: 214-1065 (283 amino acids)
Molecular function (GO): protein binding
Source: RefSeq, a predicted model, not a curated record